Molecule: messenger RNA, 639 nt
Organism: Drepanopeziza brunnea f. sp. 'multigermtubi' MB_m1
Lineage: Eukaryota; Fungi; Ascomycota; Leotiomycetes; Helotiales; Drepanopezizaceae
Source: RefSeq, a predicted model, not a curated record
AUGGUGUGUACAUCUCACCUCUUCCUCGCCUUUUCUACCGCCUUCUAUCUAUCUGUCUGUCUUCGACGCUCGGCGGCCAAGAAGCCUACAGGUCCGAAGAAGGUACGCGCAUUCAUUGCUCCCGUCCUCGAUGACCCGCGAUGGAGAUGGACGGCAAAGAACGGGCUUGCGAAAUACGCGUUGGGGAUGGGAAUGGAGAUUUAUAACGCGCCCCUCGCCUCCACUUUCGACUGCCUGUUCUGCAAUCACGUCAACUCCGUCAGCGUGAAGCUCGACAAGAAGGGCGGCGUCGGCGCCCUGAGCUGCAAGGUCUGCUCUCAGCACUUCCAGUGCUCGAUCAAUUACCUGAGUGCAGCUGUGGAUGUCUACUCCGACUGGGUAGACGCCUGCGAUGCAGUGGCCAAAGACAACGGCGAUAACGACGACGACCCAGAGGGACUACCGCCGGCGAGGCGCGCGCUUGCGGCAGCUCCUGCGGGGGAGAGACCAAGGGGCCGGGAGCGGGCGGAGAGGGGAAGGAGUAGCGACGAUGAUAUUAUUGAUGAUGCGGACGCGAGCGAUGAUGGUGGCAUGGAUGUGCGGUAUCGCGGGGAAGGGAGAAGUGGUGGUGGAUUGGUGGCGGACGAUGACGAAUAUUAG